CUUUUCAACUCAGGUCAUUCUGGGAUUCUAUGUCUUUAUCAGAAAAUAUUUAAUAAAUACUAUUCCUAAUUGCCAUGUCAGUGUUUCAAGAGUCCAGCUCUGAAUUGUAGGUUAGACUAAUUUUUACAUGAUUUUCCCCAUGGAAUACACCUUUUUGAACUUUGUGAUCCUUCUUGCAACCUUACGGAGACUGUUUGCAUUUAGAGAACACUGUGCAUCAUUCGGAUGGAAUCUACACAGACUGAAAAACCCUUUGCAGAGAGACUGUGCUUGAAGGUGUUUCAGAGAUGUCCCUAAAGAAAUGAGUAAGGAGCUUUCUGUGCUCUCUUAGGGACAGAGCUCUACAUCUCUCCCAUCAGAUGAGAGCAUCUGCACUGUGUGACUGCAGCUCUUGGCCACUUCACCUUGUGCAAAGCUCAUAAUGGAGUAUCAACCAUGAAAAAUGGGAUUUCCUGGGAAUUCAUUAGCAGUUGGGAUCCCCUCAGUAAAAUGCAAAGCUUCAUUUUACUGUCACCAUCAGGCCUGAGGAGCAGCUCGCUGCAGAAGUUUUUCAGAGCUGUAAGUACUUCGGAAGUCUGCAGCCACUUGGAAACAGAACAAUUAAUGUCUUCAUUGCAUUCAUGAGCAAGCUUCCCUGAGCAACCAUGUUGUCUUACUCAUUCUGCAUGAUUGCAGCAGCAGUUGCUUUACUAAUGCCUUGCCAGGCACAAAACUGUGCAGGAGCUCCUGAGCUACCCAGCAUCCCUGGAGUUAGUGGACUGCCUGGUCUGGGAGGUCUCAGUAGAUAUUUAGGAGGUCUACUGCAGCCUUACAGAAAAGAGAAACUUACUGAACGUCAGUGGUUACAAAGACAGCAAGAUCUAUCUACUUCUUUUGAUGAUGAACUCCGCAAUGUUUUACUGAAUCUAAGACAACGACUUUUCCAGCUUGAAGGAGUGCUUGCUCUGAAUGGGAAAAUAACAAAAGUAGGAGAGAAAAUAUUUGCCAGCAAUGGAAAGGAAGUCAAUUUUUCAUCUGCCCUAGAAUCCUGUGAAGAGACUGGAGGAACUCUUGCAACUCCCAUGAAUGAGGAGGAGAAUAAAGCUAUUAUGGGCAUUGUGAAACAGUAUAACCGAUACGCUUACUUGGGUAUUAAAGAGAGUGACACUGCAGGUCAAUUUAAGUACAUGAAUGGCCAACCUCUGAAUUAUACCAACUGGCAACAAUAUGAGCCUAAUGGCAAAGGGACAGAAAAAUGUGUAGAGAUGUACACUGACGGAAAGUGGAAAGACAGAAAAUGCAACCUGUACCGCCUCACAAUCUGUGAAUAUUAGAGAAUGACCUUUCAAGCACCUGAGAACGAACAUGGAGACCAUGAAAUACCCUGUUUCAUUCAGACUGAUGCAAUUUCUGCAAUUAUUCAAUGUCACAAAAUCUAAAAUGAAUCAUAUUACUAUAUAUUUUUAUGCUUAAGAAAAUGCCAAAUGUAGAAGGUGAUUAACUUACUUAAUUAAAAUGUGCGUAAUCUGAUGUACUUGUCUCUCUUUUUGGAGAGCUGAAAGCUCAGAAUUCAUCGGUCACAACAGACUGUCCCUCUCCAGUAGGUCUACAUGAAAAUUAGAGGAAAAUUCCAAGGAUAGGAUUUGGAUAUUGGAAAAAACCUGAAGAUAAAAUUACCUUUGAUUGAAAACACUGUGAAAACAUACUGAAAACAUUUUCACGUAUUUCAUAAAUAGUCUUACAGGUCAUGAAUAGAUUUCACUGGACCAAGGAUGGUCUUUGGACUUGAGUAUCUCCUAUAACAAUAAGGCUCUCCUAGAAAGCCUUAGGUGACGUGUGUCACAGUGAAGCGUGCAU
Molecule: messenger RNA, 1836 nt
Organism: Centrocercus urophasianus (Greater sage-grouse)
Lineage: Eukaryota; Metazoa; Chordata; Aves; Galliformes; Phasianidae
Product: pulmonary surfactant-associated protein A-like
Exons: 8
Coding region: 645-1313 (222 amino acids)
Source: RefSeq, a predicted model, not a curated record